Molecule: messenger RNA, 1008 nt
Organism: Echinococcus granulosus
Lineage: Eukaryota; Metazoa; Platyhelminthes; Cestoda; Cyclophyllidea; Taeniidae
Product: Neuropeptide S receptor
Exons: 1
Coding region: 1-1008 (335 amino acids)
Biological process (GO): G protein-coupled receptor signaling pathway
Cellular component (GO): plasma membrane
Molecular function (GO): G protein-coupled receptor activity
Source: RefSeq, a predicted model, not a curated record
AUGCUAAAUCGGCAGCAGACCUUACAGAACGAUCGUUUUGCCUCCAAGUUCGCUGAAUUCAGUGCCCUCGUUGGCGCGUUUAGAGCCUACGUCUCGCCUAUCAUCGCGAUUACAGGGAUCCUCGGAAAUGGCCUCAUCAUAUACCUUUUUUGGCGCGAAAAACCACGCACCCGAUUCUCCGUAUUCGCUAUCAGUUUGGCCUUAGCUCACACCAUCUCCCUUGUCAUUAAUACCAUCAUGGAUGACUUCCUCGGCAGAGGUUUGCACUACGCAACUGGCGGUGCAUUUUCUGUCAAAUUGGAUGCCACCUCAGAGGCAAGUUGCAAAUUGCUGGAGUACUUGCCCAACACCAUGUACUUCACCGCCUCUUACCUCGUUGCGGUCUUCUCCAUCGACCGCGUACUUACUACCUACCACCCAAUUCGAUUUCACGCUUGCCGCUAUCGCAAACAAGCCAUUCUGGCCUGUCUCAUUGUCGCAAUUCUCGGCGCCAGUGGCAAUAUCCCCACCCUCUUCGUGCAAACUUUAAGGCUGGAGACGGAAGGCAACAUCGCCUGUCGCAUGGACCGAAGCAGAGCUCUGCUAGCCGACUUCGCCAUCGUUUUCACUACCAUUGUGACUUUCUUCCUACCCGUGAUAAUAGUCCUCGUGCUCAAUCUCAUAAUCAUACAACAACUCUGGAGGGCCCAUCGGUGGCGUACAACGAUGACAGGUGGCGCAAGAGGUGCUCAGGGGAUGGGACGCAUCACCGGCCACUUGGCAAUGACCACGUGCUUCCUCCUUCUCUACCUUCCCCUCGGCAUCGUCGUGCUCAUGCGCCUUCAUGUCACCGUCUGUCUGGGUGAGGAAAACACACCACGAGCCAUCCGUAUCAUCAAUAUGAGCAAAUUCCUCUCCUCUCUGAAGGACGUCGCCUACGCAGUCAAUUGCCUCAUCUACGCCAUCUUCCUGCCAAAAUUUCGGGCUCGUCUGACCAGUCUUUGCGGCUAUCACCGACCACACAACUAA